Messenger RNA from Sclerotinia sclerotiorum 1980 UF-70, 375 nucleotides. RefSeq lists its product with no specific name. The transcript has 2 exons. The record is from RefSeq and is a predicted model, not a curated record. Bases 1 to 375 code for a protein of 124 amino acids. Lineage: Eukaryota; Fungi; Ascomycota; Leotiomycetes; Helotiales; Sclerotiniaceae.
AUGUGCAACAAACAGCAUCGUGAAGUUUACAAUUCAGUUCGUCUCUACCAUAAUCGCUGGGAUCUCUUGCUCCACAUACGUCUCGGCUUCUUGGCCGGUUUGGAGCUCAUUACUCGGGAUCUUGCUUGUGAUGGUCAAAAUUGCGAUAUGACCGUCAAUAUGGCGUUCUCAACAACUGAUGUAUUUAUUAAGGAUCAAAUGCCUCAGUUUCGUACUCUUACGUUUGACGGAAUCUAUGAUACUUGUAACGGUGGAGGAAGUGGCCGGAUCACUGUAAGAGAUGAAACAGGCUUUAUUGAGGCUCUUUUUGAGGAUGGCACAGCUACUUGUCCUGCAACUACUAAUACUUUUUAUUGUGCUGCUGCUAGCGCAUAA